Centruroides sculpturatus (bark scorpion) is the source of this 1335-nucleotide messenger RNA. Its product is annotated as olfactomedin-like protein 2A. The record is from RefSeq and is a predicted model, not a curated record. Bases 306 to 809 code for a protein of 167 amino acids. The transcript is spliced from 2 exons. Lineage: Eukaryota; Metazoa; Arthropoda; Arachnida; Scorpiones; Buthidae.
UCUGGGAAUAAUUGUUAUUUUUGUUGAUGACAUAGUUGAUGUUUCUGUCGAAUAAAUGACAUCAUUCAGUCCCCUCGAUUCCAAUUAGGUCAGAGGUCGCAGACGAUCAACCUUGACAUCGGCCAUAUUGUUCGUGGUUGAAACAGACGUAUACUAAUCCGGCCAAUGGCACAAUAGAAUCAAUCCGAAUUCAACCAAUAGCUACAAUGCUGUGACAAAACUUCUAAACUCAAGAAAGAGGAAACGAUAUUUUCUCUUUCGAUUCUGUUGCUUUCGGGUCGAUAUUUUUCCUUUCAAUAGGCGAAAUGAAUCUAAGAUCCCUCUUAUUUAUCGUUCUAUUGUUGGGAUUUUUUUUGUUCCUCGUCCGGACUGAAUGCAAGGAAGAGGAUAAGAAGGUCGAUCCAAAAGUAUUGAAAAAUUCUCCCAUUCAUUUGGUUCAAACACUUUUUGGUUUUCCUUUCCGAGGGCAAGCUGCCAGUCCUCUGUUCUCCUUAGUUUCACCCUUUCACAGAUUGCCCUUUUCAUUUUACAACAAAACAGCUUCGACUACUACUUCCACAACCAGUGUAAAGCCGACCGAAAUAUACACUAGCAGCAGUAGCAGCAGCACAACAACAACGACGACGACGACGACGCCGACAACAACAAAACCUCCACCACCUUCCGACGUUCCACAAUUGUUAUCGAAAUCAUCCGACAGUCGACCCAACUCGGCUGAAACCUCCAAAACAAUUUACAUCCCACUCAAAUUUGUAUCCAAUGCUAAACCGUACAGAAUCGUAGUACAGGAUCCACAAACUAUCGAGUGAAGUUUUUGCAAUAUAUAUUAUUUAUCCACGCAUGAAUCGCGUGUUCUUUUUGAUCUGAUAUGUUUAUUCAUUUAUUUAGUCGAUGUAAUUAUAUUUUACAAUAAACAGGAGAUAAUGUAAGCACGUCGAUCUCUAUUCUUGAAAAGUAUAAUUUGCUCUAAACAUCAACAAGAACUUUUGUUUUGACGAAACUUAAAAAAAAAAGAUUUAAUGGCAAUCAAAGGUUGAAGUUUAAAUUCAAUGUAAUGUAUAUAAGAUUUUUAAAUAAUUAAAAAUCACCUGUUGAUUUAAUGCCAUAAUUACUAUCAGAUUUAUGUGUUACCGUACCGAAAUUAACAUUGUAUUAAAAGAUAAUCUAAUAAAGUAUUUUAAUUAUAGAUGAAGCCACUGUCAAGAGCAUUAAAGAGAAAUUUUAACAUUACAAUCAAUCGACUUUGUUCUAGGAAAAAAGAUAUUUAUUGGGAGUUUUUCCUGUAAGUGAAAAAAAAAAAAACUAAUUAUUGCUUCUCGAGCUCGUUUUUUCACU